ACCACCAUAAAUUAGCUUAUCUUUCUAGGGUUUCUUCUCUCUCUUGUUGCCAAGAAAUGCUUAUAUCCACCACUCUGCUGUUUCGCUCUCUUCAUUCCUAAAUUCCCAUUUUCUGCAUCCAUAAGUUCAAUUUGGAGGAUCAGGAAAGCAAUCUCGUCUACAUUUGAGCCAUUUGCGUAUGCUCUACAUCUUUGGUGAUCAUGUCCAACAAUUUGGUUUCCCAGUACCCGAUCUCAGAUAGGCAGUUGGCUCAGAUGGAGCAUGGUUCUAGCUCUCUUGAAUUUCCAGUGCCAGAGAUGCCUAUGAAAAUGGCAGGACAGGUACCAAGCAAUCCUGAGCCACAACAUUUCUCUGUACCAGUAGAUCAAAGUGGUCUAUUAGAGUCUCUCUCUGGUGAUUCUGGGUUCAAUGCCUCAUUGUUGCCGAAUAAUAUGUUGGGGCAUAAUGAAUCCUCUGGUGUUGGUAUGGGAUCAAACCAAGUUUGGAUGUCGAACCAGCUAGGUCCGGAGCAUGCAAUUUCUCCCAACAGCAUAGCUGCACAGAAGGCUUCAUUCCCAUUGAAGCGGAAGGCUGAGAUGGAACCGUCGUCAAACAGUGAUACUUCUCAGCAGUUUACUGAGCCUUACAAUCGGCCAGCACAUGUGGGAUCUGAUGCUAAUUCUCCUGGACAUCUGCAGCAUUCAGCACAUCAAAAGAGAACUGCCCAAUCCCAGUCUCGAUUGGGCUCUCCAGUUACGCCUGUUCAACCUAUCAAGAAAAUGAUGCGGAAUGACUCCAUGUCUGGUAAGUCUGGCUUACAGCGUGGGCAAACUGGAAAGCGACAAACUGCCCAAACUGGAUCUGCAUCCAAGGUUCCUUCAGAUUCAUCCGAAGGAAUAAGGUCUAAACUGAGGGAAUCUUUGUCUGCGGCAUUGGCUUUGGCAUGUCAGAACCAGGAGAAUGCCUUGAUAACUCAGAAAAACCAGCAGGAUACACAUAAUGCCUUGGACCCACAGGAUUCUCAUGUCUCUAGUUCUAGUGAGGGAGGUCAGGUUCCUGUUUCUGGUUCUGCAGACAUUUUCCCUUCCAAUGAAUUGGCCUCAUUUAACAAAACAGGUGGUUCUCAGGUAUUCACUGCUGAGCUACCUCAUGGUGAAAGUAGAGGGAAUGAAGCUCAGGCUUUCCAGGGGUUCCAGUAUAGUUUGCCUGAUGAGGAUGUUCCAUUUGGUGAUAACUUCUUUGUUAAAGAUGAUCUUCUGCAGGGCAAUGGGCUUUCUUGGGCAUUUGAUUUUGAUAUGCAUAUGGGAGAGGGUAAGGAAAGUCAACAUACUGAAAAGUCGCUGAAAGAUGAAGCAAUUAUGCCGAAACAAGAAGUUGCAACUUUGACACCAGAAGACUUGGCUUUCAAAAUUGAAGCUGAGCUGUUUAAAUUAUUUGGUGAUGCGAACAAAAAAUAUAGAGAGAAAGGCAGGUCUCUUUUGUUCAACCUCAAAGAUCGUAACAAUCCGGAACUGAGAGAAAGAGUCAUGUCUGGCAAAAUAUCUCCGGAAAGGUUAUGUUCAAUGUCAGCUGAAGAGCUUGCUUCCAAGGAGUUAACAGAGUGGCGUAUGGCAAAAGCAGAAGAGUUGGCACAAAUGAAAGUUUUACCUGAUACUGAGGUUGAUAUAAGACGUUUGGUCAGGAAAACACACAAGGGUGAGUUUCAGGUGGAAGUGGAGCAUGAUGAUCCCAUCGUUGCAGAGGUAUCUGCUGGGACUUCUUUGUUGACACGACCUUUAAAGAAAAAAACUGUUGAAUCUCAAUCUCCUUCUGGAGCUAGCAUUGAAUAUAAAGAGAAGGUUACAGGCCAAGGAAACAGUUUAGAAGGCCCGGAUCUCCCGGGCAGCCUGAUUAUUCAGACGGAUGGAACUGAUCCAAUGCAAGGAAUGAUGGUGGAUGAACUCAAGGAUACUGACCUGCCUCCUAUUGUUUCGUUGGAUGAGUUUAUGGAGUCCCUUAAUAAUGAGCCUCCAUUUGAGAAUCUAUCUGCAGAUGGGGGGAAGAAGUCUCCUGUAUCAUAUGGUGAAAGCCCAAAACGUCCUAGCAACCUUAGGGCUUCUAAUCGUGUUUCAGAAAUACGAAAAGAUGCUACCCCCAAAAAGGCUCCUUUAGUCAAGAAACCUAACUCGAAGGAUUUGAGUGGUAGUCCUGCAAAAGAAACAGCUCGUCCUAGUGAUGUACCGAAGAAAGCUGAUUUAGUCUGGAAUGGUAUCCUUCAGCUCACCAUAUCAUCCUCAAUCACUGUUGGUGGCCUAUUUUACAGUGGUGAGAAGACAUCAACAAAGGAGUGGUCUGGUUCUCUUGAGAUCAAGGGCAGAGUUAGAGUUGAUGCAUUUGAAAAAUUUCUGCAAGAACUCCCCAUGUCUCGAACACGUGCAGUCAUGGUUCUCCACUUCAUUUUGAGGGACAAAUCAUCUGAGGAGCAGCGUUCUAACCUCACUGAGGCUAUUAGCUCGUACAUAGGUGACGAGAGGCUGGGAUACGCUGAGCCAGUCGCAGGCGUGGAGCUCUACCUCUGCCCGCCGGCUUCUAGAAUGUUUGAAAUGUUGAACAAGCAUAUACUCCGGGAACGCCCAGGAACUGAGGAAUCCUUCGAAAACGGACUAAUUGGUGUAGUUGUAUGGAGAAGAGCUCAUAUAAGCAACGCAAUAUCACCUAAUUCAUCGUCCCACCAAAAACACGCCUUCAAAAAGCAACCUUUAGCUGCUCCCCCUAAGAGAUUUCAUGACUCGCCGAAUCUUAAUCCUAAUACCCCAACUAGGAAAUCCCAGCUGCCCCCGGCGGAUGACGACGACGAUGACAUCCCGCCUGGGUUCGGCCCUGGUGCAGCGGAGAAGGACGACGAUGAUUUACCCGAAUUCAACUUCUCCGCCAGGGAAUUGAACCCGUCAGCGUCUCGUAAUCAACUCCACGGUUUUAAAAAGCUGACAAGACCAGUAGAGGAUGUGAGAGAGCUUAUCAAGAAAUAUGGGCAAGGUGGGCCUAGUGUGGUGACCAGUAAGAGUGUGGUAGUAGAUGAUAGGAGAUUGGGGAUUGAACCUUGGAAUGAUGACGACGAUGAUGAUAUACCGGAGUGGCGGCCGCAGGCCCCACAACAGCUGCCGCACCACCAGCCUUACGCGGUGCCCCACGGCCAUCAGCUGCCGCUGCACUUACAUCCUAGUGAUGGUCGUACGCCUCCACCUGCUGUGACCCAGCUGCAGCGGCCACCCGGUGGAGCUUGGGCUCCGCCACCGGGUUACCAACAUGGUCCGAGAUGGAGGCAGUACUAGUUAGCUUUUCACUAGCUGUAUAUAAAUUUUGAUGUUUUUUCUUUCCCUAACCACACUUCUGUUUCUUGUUCUAAAGGUUUUCAGUUAUAUAAGUUAGGUUGUUCAA
Molecule: messenger RNA, 3396 nt
Organism: Salvia hispanica
Lineage: Eukaryota; Viridiplantae; Streptophyta; Magnoliopsida; Lamiales; Lamiaceae
Biological process (GO): DNA-templated transcription
Cellular component (GO): nucleus
Source: RefSeq, a predicted model, not a curated record